Messenger RNA from Carlito syrichta (Philippine tarsier), 1387 nucleotides. RefSeq names its product DNA dC->dU-editing enzyme APOBEC-3F-like. The coding region runs from base 65 to 1387 and encodes 440 amino acids. The record is from RefSeq and is a predicted model, not a curated record. Gene Ontology annotation, molecular function: cytidine deaminase activity; zinc ion binding; RNA binding. The transcript is spliced from 8 exons. Gene Ontology annotation, cellular component: P-body; nucleus; cytoplasm. Lineage: Eukaryota; Metazoa; Chordata; Mammalia; Primates; Tarsiidae. Gene Ontology annotation, biological process: negative regulation of single stranded viral RNA replication via double stranded DNA intermediate; defense response to virus; cytidine to uridine editing.
GCAGGGCUGGGACACGGCUGCCCUGUAGGCCACAGCAGGCCACUGCUGGAAUCCACAGAUCAGAAUGCCCAUGAAGCGGAUGUAUUCAAACAUAUACUUUGACCACUUUAAUAAUCAACGGCUUCUCUCAGGUCAGAACGCUCCAUGGCUGUGCUUCAAGGUGGAAAGAGUGGAGAACUGCAUGCUUGUCCCCUUGGAGACAGGGGUCUUUGGAAACCAGGUAUCAGGCUGUUGUGGGAAAACAGAGAGACCUGUAGAACCCACCUCCCUGACCCGAUCAGUGCUUGUCUCCCCAAAUCCAGGAACAGAGCUGAGGGCCCAGCAGCCCUCCAGGAAAGGGCAUCUGGGGAAACUGGGGUGCGUGGAGUACCCAUCACCUGGUCUGGCCCUUGUCAUGCUGGGCUAUGGGGCCUCCACCUACUGCCCUGAUUCCUCCAUGUACUGCCCGGAGACAUGCCACCACCCAGAAAUGUGCUUCCUCUAUUGGUUUGAGAAAACGCUAUCCCAUGAGGAACAGUACCAGAUCACCUGGUACGUAUCCUGGAGCCCUUGUGUCAACUGUGCAGAGGAGGUGGCUGAGUUUCUGUCGGUCCAUCCCAAAGUCAACCUGACCAUCUAUGCUGCCCGCCUCUACUGUUACCAGAAACUAAACCACAGGCAGGGGCUUCGAAGGCUGUGUAAGGAAGGGGCCUGUGUGAAGAUCAUGAACUAUGAAGAAUUUGACCACUGUUGGGAAAACUUUGUGUACAAUAACUAUAAGUCAUUCAAGCCUUGGGUGAAACUGCAAGAUAAUUAUGAACUUCUGGCCACUGAGCUGGACAAGAUUCUCAGAAUCCCGAUGGAGAGAAUGCCUCAAAAGAAAUUCCGCUUCCACUUUCAAAACCUAAUAGCCAAGGAUCGAAAUACCACCUGGCUGUGCUUUGAAGUGAAAAAUGUGAGGAAGAAGCACCCACCUGACCUCUUGGAAAGGGGGAUCUUUCAAAACCAGGUCACCCCCAGGAUAAACUGCCAUGCAGAGAUGUGCUUCCUCUCUUGGUUCCUGGAAAACAUGCUGCUCCAUGGCAAGCGCUACCAGGUCACCUGGUACAUAUCCUGGAGUCCCUGUUCUAUCUGUGCAGAGGAGGUGGCCGAGUUCCUGUCAGCCCAUCCCAAAGUCAGCCUGACCAUCUACGCUGCCCGCCUCUACUACUUCUGGGUACCAGGUUACAGGCAGGGGCUUCGAAGGUUGGUUGAGGAAGGGGCCCGCGUAGAAAUCAUGAACUAUGAAGAAUUUGACUACUGUUGGGAAAACUUUGUGAGCAUCAACAAUGAGCCAUUUCAGCCUUGGGAGGGACUCCACGAAAAAUACGGAUAUCUGGUCACCAAGCUGAACAAUAUUCUUGGGUGA